Molecule: messenger RNA, 2006 nt
Organism: Poeciliopsis prolifica (blackstripe livebearer)
Lineage: Eukaryota; Metazoa; Chordata; Actinopteri; Cyprinodontiformes; Poeciliidae
Gene: aplf
Product: aprataxin and PNKP like factor
Exons: 10
Coding region: 193-1374 (393 amino acids)
Biological process (GO): double-strand break repair
Cellular component (GO): site of double-strand break; nucleus
Molecular function (GO): protein binding; DNA-(apurinic or apyrimidinic site) endonuclease activity; 3'-5' exonuclease activity
Source: RefSeq, a predicted model, not a curated record
CCCCGGAAGUUUUGAAUCUGAAAGUUGCUGUCCCGUGGAGCUAAUUUGUUUUCAUUUUUGAUUUUUCCAACUGUUUAUUCUUAAAACUAAUUUGUUCCGAUAAGUCCUAAAGAAUCGGACUUCAAAACCUUCCGCUGUCUUCCGGCUGAGUGAGCGGGCCGCCGCUCUCGGUCCCGCCCGGAGCAGAGCCUCAUGUCCGGCUUCGGCCUGGUCCCGGUGGACGGCGGGGAUCUGGUCCCGCUGCCGCCGGGUGAGACGGUGCUGGGUCGGGGACCCUUCCUCGGGAUCAGUGACCGCAGAGUCUCCCGCCGCCACGGUCUGCUGGACAACCUGGACGGACAGCUGCGGCUCAAACCGCAGACCCACGUCAACCCGUGUUUCCUCCUGUCGUCCCCGAACGAUGACCCCCGACCCCUGGAGAGGGACUCCUGGCACCGGCUUCACCCUGGAGACCAGUUCUCUCUGCUGCCGGGUCGCUUCAUCUACAGGGUGGCGACUGCCGGCGCGGAGAGGAGUGCGUCCAGCUCUGACUGCAGGAACAGUCAAAACUUUGAGGAAGACGACGGAGCUCUUCCUUUUCCUGCCGGGUCUGAUGCGGCGGCUCCUCUGGAGGUCAGGCCGGGUCAGGAACAGACUUCCUGUCCAGACAGGAACCGGCACAGCAGCGAUUUCAGGCAGGAAGUCUGGGCUCCAUGUCUGGACAGCGUUCAGAGCGACGAGGCUCCGCCCCCUCCCAGGAGGCGGGUCUUACCUGCCUGGAUGAUGGCGGCUUCCAAAGGGGUGAAGAGAAGUAAACCUGCUGCCACUCAGGCUCCGCCCACUCUAUCCUCCCCACCUGAGGGGGCGGAGCUCCGCCAGGAAGAGGCCCAGAGGCCGAGGAAGAAGAGCGGGGCGAUCAGCAGCGAGGAAGAAAUCCUCCCAACGCAAACCGAUGACCUCUGGGAUGAGUCGAGGUCCAGAGGUCACAUUGGACCCAGCAGGUCAGAGGUCAGCUCUGCGCCGUCACAGAGCGCAGCAGCUGAGCAAUUGGAGCAGAAGGAGAAGAAGAACCGGUCUGGAGUCAGAACCGCUUGUCCCUAUGGGAAAGACUGCUACAGGAAGAACCCGCUUCACUUCCAGGAGAGCAGUCACCCUGGAGACGCCGACUACGAGGAGCAGGAGGAGGAGCAGGAGGAGCGACCAGAGUGUCCGUACAGCACCGCCUGCUACAGGAAGAAUCCUCUCCAUCGGAAGCAGUUCAGACACACAGAGAUACCAGCCCCCCGCUCUGCCGCCCCCCAUUUCGCCGCCCUGAGGCCCCAUGAUGACCUUGACCUUGACGACGACAUCUUCAUCAGCGAGGACUCGGGUGACGACUCUGACUACGAGCCUUAGGACGACCUGCAGCGGCAGAGGGAGGAGAAGGCCUUCCUGAGGAAGAGGAGCAAGUAGAGGAGGAAGAUCGGGUCACAUGACUGGUCAGGCUGAAACUCUGAUCAACAGCCUGUCGACAGGAAACACUAAAGGAGGAGGGUUUUCAAAUUAAAAGCUUUAGGUGUGGAGCCAGCAGCAGCUGGAAGCAGAAAAGGGAAACAUUUCUGCUUUUUGUUCUGCAGUUUUAUUGCUGAUGCUUUUAUUGUGAAAAUAUCAGCAAAUGUGAAACAAAAAUCAAUUUCUUAUUUUUAAACGGUUUCUUCUUCACUCCACUUUUUUAAAAAGUAAAUGCCAAUGGAUCUGCUUUUAAUUUGAAAAGCAAUUUAUUUCAAGAAGGCACAGCGGAGGCUGUGUGACGUAAUAAUCACUAGAAAUUUAGUUUAACAUGACUUUUAUUAUGAAAGGUCAGAGUUGAACAAAAUAAACAUUUUCUGACUUCUUUUAGCCUCUAUUUAUUUUAUUUCACAGUGAAAGUCUUGCCAGAUUUGAUAGGCUUUUAAUGUGAAAAGUUCCUAAAAGUUAUAAGUUGGAUGAAACAUAAACUGGACUUCUGUCAUCUUAGAUUUUAUCUUAAUAAAUCUGGAUUUCACUCA